GUAGUUAGCUAAUGUUUUACUCAGUCCACUCACCAAUAUGACAUUUCCUCAGUUUUGGGAUGGCCGGGCCUGGUAACACAUGCCUGCUACUUAGCAAUCAAUUAGGAAGCUGAGGAAGAUCGCCGAGAAUUCAAGGCUAGCCUGGUUUGCAUACCAAGACCUGUCUCAACAAAAGUUUCAUGACUUUUUUUUUCUAAGUCUCCUAUUCGUUUUUGUUGUUGCUUGUUUUUUAACUAUUUGUUCUCUUUAUACCCUAGGCCUUCCGCAAAAAUAAUUGAGCGAAAGCUGUCUGGAGUGGCAGGGGAACUCCAAUAACAAAUACACUUCUAGAAAACGCUAUGGGUCCUUGGGGUUACAGGCAGCCGUCCCUUCUGAAAGCCCCGUGGUGCUUACAUCUCGACGGGUUGGUCUGAUCCCGACCUUAUUCGUUUAAACUAAAAUCCUGGCGGAAUAUAUAUACAUAUAUAUACCCUCACAUCUCUACCGCAGAUCAUGCCGACUCUUGGUUUUGGAGCAGCUUCGACAAGCCAAAAACAUCCCGCCUCCUUUCCCAGAAUGUCCUAUCAGCGAACCCCUAGCGAUGACCGACAGUCUCCGAGGAGCCAAUAAGUUCCGCUUUUCUGAAGAAACCCGCCCAGGCCUUGUGUCGUCACUGGGCAUCAAGGCUGGCACUUCCGCGUAGCCGGGCGGCGGGUACUUGCGUUGAAACGUGACUGUGAGUGACCCCACCUUAAAGGGGAGGGAACCGAAGGGGACCCGAGCCCUUUAAGACUAGGCGGGCUGGGGCCUGCCCCUUUAAGGGCGGGGCGUCCGACGGCAGAAUCUGAGCCCCAGAUUACCUUGAGUUUCCGUCACGGACAGCGAGGAGAAGGUCUUAGUCUGGGUCCGGGUAUUUGGCGGGCGGCGGCGGCCUCAUCCCCGCUCGUCCUCCCCGGGCCCGGAGACACCCCCACCCCAGUCAUGCUGAGCAGAGUAUGGAAGCAGCUGACUACGAAGUGCUAUCCGUGCGAGAGCAGCUGUUCCACGACAGGGUCCGCGAGUGCAUCAUCUCAAUACUUCUGUUUGCAACACUCUACAUUCUCUGCCAUAUAUUCCUGACCCGCUUCAAGAAGCCUGCUGAGUUCACCACAGUGGAUGAUGAAGAUGCCACAGUUAACAAGAUUGCGCUGGAGCUCUGUACCUUUACCCUGGCGGUCGCCCUGGGCGCUGUCCUACUCUUGCCGUUCUCCAUCAUCAGCAACGAGGUGCUUCUCUCGUUGCCACGCAACUACUACAUCCAGUGGCUCAACGGCUCCCUCAUCCAUGGUCUUUGGAACCUCGUUUUCCUCUUCUCCAAUCUGUCCCUCGUCUUCCUUAUGCCCUUUGCGUAUUUCUUCACAGAGUCUGAAGGCUUUGCUGGCUCCAGAAAGGGCGUCCUGGGCCGGGUCUACGAGACAGUGGUGAUGUUGAUACUCCUCACUCUGCUUGUGCUGGGCAUGGUGUGGGUAGCAUCUGCCAUUGUAGACAAUGACAAGGCCAGCAGGGAGUCACUCUAUGACUUCUGGGAGUACUACCUCCCUUAUCUCUACUCCUGUAUCUCCUUCCUCGGAGUUCUGCUGCUUCUGGUGUGCACUCCUCUAGGUCUCGCCCGCAUGUUCUCCGUCACUGGGAAGUUGCUGGUCAAGCCCCGGCUACUGGAAGACCUGGAAGAACAGCUGAACUGCUCAGCCUUUGAGGAGGCAGCUCUGACUCGAAGAAUCUGCAAUCCCACCUCCUGCUGGCUGCCUCUGGACAUGGAGCUGCUGCAUCGACAGGUCCUGGCUCUGCAGGCACAGAGGGUCCUCUUGGAGAAGCGGCGGAAAGCGUCAGCCUGGCAGCGGAACCUGGGCUACCCUCUGGCCAUGCUGUGCCUGCUGGUGCUGACGGGCCUGUCUGUGCUGAUUGUGGCUGUUCACAUCCUGGAGCUGCUCAUCGACGAGGCUGCCAUGCCACGGGGCAUGCAGGAUGCUGCCCUGGGCCAGGUCUCCUUCUCCAAACUGGGAUCCUUCGGCGCCAUCAUCCAGGUCGUGUUGAUCUUUUACCUGAUGGUGUCCUCGGUGGUGGGUUUCUACAGCUCUCCACUCUUCGGAAGCCUGAGGCCUAGGUGGCACGACACAUCUAUGACACAGAUCAUCGGGAACUGUGUCUGCCUCCUGGUCCUCAGCUCAGCACUUCCUGUCUUCUCUAGAACCCUUGGGCUGACACACUUUGACCUGCUGGGUGACUUUGGACGCUUCAACUGGCUAGGCAAUUUCUACAUCGUGUUCCUCUACAAUGCAGCCUUUGCCGGCCUCACCACACUCUGCCUGGUGAAGACCUUCACUGCAGCUGUGAGGGCAGAGCUGAUUCGAGCCUUUGGGCUGGACAGACUGCCACUGCCUGUCUCUGGUUUCCCCCGGGCUUCUAGGAAGAAACAGCAUCAAUGAGCUCUAGCUAGGGGUUGAGAAGGAGAAAACUGGGCACUACCUAGGUCUGGAGGCAAGCCCUAGGUGGCUGGGCCUCAGGACCUGGAAUCUGAGAGAGUGGGUGACAGAGGGGACAGACCAUCUGCACUGUUGCUUAAUCUGAGCCAGAGUUUGGGACCUGACCGGCCUCCUGCCUUUUCAGAUGUAGCUGUGGCCUGAGCGUCCAGUGGAGCUGGGGGACUCGCUCUAGUUCCUGGUCUCAAAUACGUUUACACAUCUAUCUGCCUCAAUUCUGUUCCAGGCCAUGCCUGAAGCCAUGUUUACAUGAUUUGAUGUGCAAUAGGGUGGGUGGGAGUUGGGGGGACUGGGCCAGGGGUAGGUUCUGGACACAGGUCGUCUUCCUUGCCUCUGGCCUAGAAGAGCCGAAGCACUGUGCUAUCCUGUGGAGGGCUUUGGACCACUGGAGAGACCAAGGGUGCUGGGAGGGGGGGGGCUGCACCCAUCAGCAAUAAAGUUGAUCCCAGGGUUUUCUUGGUUCUUUUGUAAAGAGCCUGUCUCUG
Messenger RNA from Arvicanthis niloticus (Nile rat), 2983 nucleotides. RefSeq names its product limb development membrane protein 1 like (gene Lmbr1l). Lineage: Eukaryota; Metazoa; Chordata; Mammalia; Rodentia; Muridae. Gene Ontology annotation, molecular function: transmembrane signaling receptor activity. Gene Ontology annotation, biological process: signal transduction; receptor-mediated endocytosis. The record is from RefSeq and is a predicted model, not a curated record. Gene Ontology annotation, cellular component: plasma membrane.